Girardinichthys multiradiatus is the source of this 6103-nucleotide messenger RNA. It is a transcript of the gene ppp2r2aa, whose product is annotated as protein phosphatase 2, regulatory subunit B, alpha a. The transcript has 10 exons. Bases 383 to 1750 code for a protein of 455 amino acids. Gene Ontology annotation, cellular component: cytosol; protein phosphatase type 2A complex. Gene Ontology annotation, molecular function: protein phosphatase regulator activity; protein binding. The record is from RefSeq and is a predicted model, not a curated record. Gene Ontology annotation, biological process: peptidyl-serine dephosphorylation. Lineage: Eukaryota; Metazoa; Chordata; Actinopteri; Cyprinodontiformes; Goodeidae.
AAAAAUGUAAUCUUGAGUGGGGGACCCGUCGCUUAAACUUCGGAUUGAAAUGAAUGGAGCGCCGUGUGCUCUCCAAUUCCAGCCGAGCGCCGCCCGCGAAGCGCCAUUUUGAAAGUGUAAAGCCUGGAGGAGGUAGAUGCGAGGGAAAUCUCAAAGUGGAGUGCAAAGUCUGCAAACCAGUACUGGACGCUGUGCGUUGGAGUUUCCUUGUUAAAAAAGUAGCUUUGCGUUUUAAGUGCCUGUUAUACCGAGGGCAUUUUGGAGUUAGUAACAGCUUCAAUCUUCCACUGGUCCUCGGUCAGAACCACCCCGACCGACCCGGGUCAGCAACACUGCUAUAGUCCACGGCCUGAACCUGUUACAGAGAGCCCAGUCUAUCACCAUGGCAGGUAAAAGAAAACUGUCAGAACGGCCCGGUGGUGGGAGCAGCGAUGUGCAAUGGUGCUUCUCUCAAGUCAAAGGAGCGAUGGAUGAUGAUGUGGCUGAAGCUGACAUCAUAUCUACUGUUGAAUUCAAUCACACGGGGGAGCUUCUCGCCACGGGGGACAAAGGAGGUCGUGUUGUCAUCUUUCAGCAGGAGCCAGAGAGUAAGAAUCAGCCUCAGUGCAGAGGAGAGUACAACGUUUAUAGCACCUUCCAGAGCCACGAGCCUGAGUUCGACUACCUGAAAAGUCUUGAGAUUGAAGAGAAGAUCAACAAGAUUCGAUGGUUACCUCAAAAGAAUGCAGCACAGUUCCUUUUGUCCACAAAUGAUAAAACCAUCAAGCUGUGGAAAAUUAGUGAGCGCGACAAGAGACCAGAGGGCUACAAUUUGAAGGAAGAAGAUGGGCGAUACAGAGAUCCCAAUACUGUCACAACACUACGGGUACCGGUGUUGAGGCCCAUGGACCUGAUGGUGGAGGCCAGCCCCAGACGAGUGUUUGCAAACGCUCACACGUACCAUAUCAACUCCAUAUCAGUCAACAGUGACCAUGAGACCUAUCUGUCUGCAGAUGACCUGCGCAUAAACCUCUGGCAUCUGGAGAUCACUGAUCGCAGCUUUAAUAUUGUUGACAUAAAGCCAGCCAAUAUGGAGGAGCUGACGGAAGUCAUCACGGCUGCAGAGUUCCACCCCGACCAGUGUAACACUUUUGUUUACAGCAGCAGCAAGGGAACCAUCCGCCUGUGUGAUAUGAGGGCAUCAGCACUGUGUGACCAGCAUACCAAAAUGUUUGAGGAGCCAGAAGAUCCGAACAACCGUUCAUUCUUUUCCGAAAUCAUCUCAUCCAUCUCCGAUGUCAAGUUCAGCCACAGCGGACGCUACAUGAUGACGCGAGACUAUCUGUCUGUCAAAAUUUGGGACCUGAACAUGGAAUCCCGACCAGUAGAGACGUAUCAGGUGCACGAAUACCUCAGGAGUAAGUUGUGUUCACUUUACGAGAAUGACUGCAUUUUCGACAAGUUUGAAUGCUGCUGGAAUGGCAACGACAGCGUUGUGAUGACUGGUUCCUACAACAACUUCUUCAGGAUGUUUGACAGGGACUACCGACAGGACGUAACCUUCGAGGCGUCGCGGGAAAACAGCAAGCCGCGAUCGGUCCUGAAGCCACGCAAAAUAAGCACAGGUGGGAAGCGCAAAAAGGAUGAGAUCAGUGUAGACAGUCUGGACUUUAACAAGAAGAUCCUGCACACUGCCUGGCAUCCGCUGGACAACAUCAUAGCCGUGGCCACCACCAACAAUCUGUACAUAUUCCAAGAUAAACUGAACUAAAGUUCGUUGACCCACUCAGAUCCCAAUUUCUUCUUAAGCCCUUUUGCUUUCAGAUAAAUAAAAAAAAACAGCAUCCGUCUUAGGCCAAGCCCCUAAAACUUGAUCAAAUCAGUCCUUUUGAUUAUGUGAGAAGAUUUACUUUGUAAAUGGUGCCAUACAUCCAGCAAGGCCAUAAACAAAAAAGCGUCUCCGGCCCUGUCCACACGGAGAAAGUCUUAGGUGUAUCUGUAAAAGUAUUCUGUCGUUAAGGUGUUGCGUCCACAUGGAUCCGUCAUUUUUUUAAACCUGGUUAGUGAGGGAAAAUAUUUCAAAAUGCUGGUUCCAUGUUACUGUGUGUACAUGCGAAACGCAUCUUUUCUGAAGCCAUGACAUCGUAGCUCCAACCCGCAUGCCUCUAUAAUGCUGUGUUUACCUCACAUGAGUUGUCUGUGUCAGCGCCACCAAUGGGCCCGGCAUACAUACUACAGUGUUUUCACUGGUGCUUAGACUCGUGGGCGCACGUUUUCUUUUGUUUUUUUUCUACAUCGGUUUUGACACGAUACCGUUUUCGUCUCCGUGUGGACAAGGUCAUAGUUGGUUUCCUCCAUUAGGAGCACUCCAUCCAGCUUCCAUUUCUAACUCCACUACAUCCCAAACUAAAGGGAAAAAUACGCUUUAUCAUUUGUUCGUGCCAUAUUCACAUGAUUCAUUUGUGUGUUAUCGCUACUAGUUGGCUUUUUGUAGCUGUAGUGUUUCUUCUUGAUUUUGUCUUUUCUCACAAAUUUAAUUUUUGUACUGCCAUGAUACAUUAAUACAAGCUGUCAACACUCCUCUUUACCCGAUGUACUGUUUGAUUAUACAGUUAAAGGACUAAUCUGCCAUCUCAUUGUUUAGCUCUUUUUCUAAAAACUGUUGAUAAUUAUCAAAGUUAACACAAAGUACAAAUAUUUCUGAAAUCUUUUUUUUUUUUUUUUUUUUGUUUUACUUCGAAGGAGCUGCUUGUUUACAUUCAUCUCCCUUCUGUAGGGAAACCUGGGCAUGAUUUUACAUCGCUUUAACACAUCAUUUCAAGAGUUUUAGCCAUUUAAGUAUAGGAUACAUCCUAUGGACAACUUCUUCCAUUCAUUCAAGAAUACUCUUAAAGUGGUCUGUGGUUCAAGUUUAUUGCUCUCCACUCUCAUCCAAGCGUUCCCAUAUCAGUAACAGAGAGAGCCAUAUGUCCAUGGUGUUUUUAUUCACUCAGGUUAAGGGUCAGCUCUAGAAAAAAUGCGUGUAAAACCAAAGUGAAUGACAGGUUUUCUUACAGAAGUGGGUUUUUUUUUUUUUCCCACUGUAAUUCUGCUGUAGUUGAGUUUGUAGUAAAUGGAAGUAGGAGAAAUGUUCCCUUUUCUACAGUGUCAGUUUGUUGUAGUACCUGUUUUCACGUCAGCUCUCGAACUGUUUGAUUUCACUUUACCCCGGCCAGGUUUCACGUGCCUAACGGAGCAUCCUUACUCAAUGUGUUGAGUAUUGCAUGGAUAGAUGAAGCUGCAGCUCUCAACCACACAAACUGUAGAAAGUUUCACUGGAGAUGCACCAAUCUGGCUUUUCCUAUUAGCCGGUGUGACCUGCUAUUACAGAUUUUGGUUGACUUUAAUUUUGAAUUUUUUUCCCUUAGGGAAAAAGAAAUGUCCAGCAGGUUUAUUGAUAGAGGUAGUAGUUCUCAAUCCAAUCUAACAUGAAGGGCAUCACAGUACAUGCUGUUGGUUGAUGUAAUAUUUAAAACAUCUCUAAUGUUUAAUAUAAGUUUACCACUAUUUUGAUUGAAGAUCAGAUGCGAAAACAUUUUAGAAAGAAACGCUCUUCGAAGAAGUUUGGAUAUUGCUCUAACUUAUUUGAUGCGAUCUGAUGCGGUCCUCUGAAAAGCAGAUUAAAUGAAUGCAGGCCUUUUCCUAACUGUUAGGUCUUACCGAAUAGUUAAAAUAAUGCCAAUCUCACACUACCGUAAUUAGCCCGAUGGGAUUUGGCUGAUCUUGCCAAAGUAUCCAGUCUGAAGUUGAAGCUCUCUUGCAGACAAAGUGCGACCGAUCCAGCGGUUCGCCCUUGCUGUUGCAUGGGCAGCCAUGCUUAACUCAGGACGAAACCUGUGUGUUAUAGGCCAUAAUGAUGCCCUGAGCCCCAUUUGUACUCUCGUGCGGUUUGUGGCAUUAAAACGUUGUGCUGCUCCCAACUUACCUACAGUGUAUGUUGUGCUGUUGCAAAAAAUUGCUUAUCAUCUGCGUCUAGGUUUUAUUUGUAGAUUUUUCUGAUUUUUCUAUAUAUAAAACGUUUUGUACUGUACCUGAUUAAAGAAGAAUUGCGACUAUAGCUGAUUUAUUUUUGUAUAAAUUAAGGCAAUAUCAUUACAGUCUAAUCACUUUAGUUUCUUUACCCAUCUGCCUGAGGCUGACAGUACAGGCAGGUCAUUUGAAAGUCAGGUUUCCUUUUGCUUUUUAGCCAUUAUAGCAGGUAGAUACUUUAAAGGAGUGCAUCAAGUUUAAAGCGGGGUGCCCAAAGAGAAGUGUUUUCAGGUCUCAGUACCUCCUACUUGAUGAUGAGUACCAUAACUGUAUUCUUGCCAACUAGGUUUUUUCUGUCUAACUUAUUUAGAAGGUUCAGCCAGUGAGAACUUGAGUUCAUGUGAAUCUUAAUAUUCAGUUUAUGUGCCAUAGUUUUGCUUGAACAUUUUUUUUUUGUCUGAGAAAGACUACACUGAAACGGCAUUUUCAUCCUCUGAGGCUAGUCAGAUCAGUUGACUACGUCGAGUGAUGAUUGUUGAUCUAUGAUCUCUUUUCCGUUCAUGAUUCCAGCACCGCCCGGCUCCACUCCGCUCUACUCUGUCGCUCUUGAGCUCCUACCUGUACUGCAGUUUGUGGUUAAAAUCCAUGGCUUUUUAUUCUCUUCGCUACCUCAGCGAUCAUUUUGUCAUACGGUUCACCACGCUCAGAGCCAAUCAGCGAACAGCUGUCUGUUCAGGUCACGUUCUGACAAGCAGGGACCAAGAAAGCCAGUACCGGGCUGGGAAGCCAGUAAUAGAAACUGGCCGAGUGGAGUGGAGCCGGCCAAAGUAGAGCCCAUGGAAAAGGGGCAGAUUGGCUCUCCUAUACAGAAUUAUUUAAAAAGAAUAUGUGAAGCACUUCAUGUGCAGCUUGACAUUGGAGAGGAGGGUCACCAGUUUAAGCUAUAGCUCCAUGUGUUGCCUAUUCUUGCUCACAGUCAUAUUUUGUUGGAAACUUGGUGGAACUGUGGUGACACAUUUUCUGUAAACAGUCAAAAUGUCAUGAAGAAGGUACAGGUUAUCUUUUGCACUUCAUAAACAAUACAUGUAUGUCUUUAAAACAAGGCACUGAGAUUCUUCGUCCACUGGAUCAGAUCAUGUGAAAGUGAAUAUGUCACUCCGUUCUCAGUAUGAUUUUUUAUUCUUAACUACUGUUGAGUUCUAGUCUCUCAGGGUUCUGAGUUGUGUCUUUUGAUAAAGGAUAAGUUUCUAGUAUUUUUUUAUUUUGUGCAACAUUUUAUUUGUAAUGCAAAACUUUGAUUUUUUUGGUCUGUUUUUCUGGAUAAUGAACCUUUUGUAUUGCAACUCCUUUCUUCCAUUUAUUGAGCAAAUCUCCAUCUUUCCAUCUUGUUUUGAAAUAAAAAAGUGGUAUAACAUUUUAGAGCAUAAUAAUACAUAAAGGAACUGCUUAUCAAUACAAACUGGUAUUGUUUUGAAUAAUUAAUAAACAAUCAUUUUCAUUACUCUCCCUACAUUGUCUUCACACUAGCCGUCAUUCGAAGCUAUAAUAUUAACAACACAGAUGUUCACAAGAACCCUGUUGCCUUUUUUUAUAGUAUUACGAAUAAAUAAGAUUAUCAUCUACAUUUGGAAAAACCUUCUGGUGCACCCAGUUGACUGCUCAGGGGAAUCUUCUGCUGCUUUGUCCCAAACCUUACACCUGUCAAGAAAAUAGAUUUUUCAGAACUGAAACAAAAACGUUCAUAUUUUGCUGUAAAUCACCAUUUUUUUUUUUUUCCAUAAAUGACUUUGAUACACAGCCCCAGUGUUAGGUAGACUUGCCCAAUGUGCAUAUUAAUUGUGCUAGAUUGGAGUUAAAAUAUUGUAUUCACUUGCAGGAGCAUUAAAAUGUGUAUCACAAGGAUGGUAAAACAGAAUGCACUUUGUUUCUUUUCUGUGAAUUACAUUAACUUUGUUAUUUUAAGGGGAUGAAGAGUUUUGGUGAUCUGCUUGGGAAUAACUACAUAUGGUUCACUGUACAGCAUUGUUUGUAAGAUGGAAUAAGGUACAGUUUAGAUAAGAUGUAAUAAAGAAUUUCAAAUUUGAAUUCAUAAUUAAAUUACUGUACUACUUUGUUA